UUUUAGUAAAAUAAUUGGCAUUUUCUUCAAAUUUAUUUUUAGUCCUCUAAAAAAAGAUCCUAAUUCUCUCUGUCCAAAAUACUGGAAUACUCUGUCUAUUUUCCACUACCCUUUAUAUUCUCUGAAUUCUUUCAAUACUUAAAAUUCAUAACCAUCUUUUCUUUCUCUACAUCUUUCUCACACUAGCUGUAAAAAUGAUUAAUUUUGUGAUUUUUCUGCUAAUUUUGGGAGUAAUUAGAACAGGGGUUAACUCCCAGAAUCUAAUUAGUACAAAUAAAUUGAGGUUAUUUGUUGAUGAACUUCCUGAUAUGCCCAAGUUAUUUGGGUAUGAAGUUGUUAAUUGAAAAGCUGUUCCUACUUCUUUGAAAAUUGGCAUGUUCCAGAAGAAUUGGAAAUUUCAUAGAGAUCUUCCACCAACACCGGUUUUUGCCUAUGGUACUUCUAAGAGGACGGCAACUAUUCCGGGGCCAACAAUUGAGGCCCUCCACGGCGUAGACACCUACAUAACAUGGGAAAAUAAUCUCCCUAAGAAGCACAUCCUUCCAUGGGACCCAACCAUACCAACCGCGAUCCCACAAGAUCACCAAGGGGUUCCUACGGUGGUGCACCUCCAUGGAGGGAUCGACGAGCCAGAGAGUGAUGGUCAUGGACACGCGUGGUUUACCAAAGGGUUUAAAGACAGAGGGCCUCGUUGGACUAAGAAUAUGUACCAUUAUCAUAACCAACAACAACCAGGAAAUAUGUGGUAUCAUGAUCAUGCAAUGGGGUUAACUAGGGCUAAUCUUUUGGCUGGAUUAAUUGGGUCAUAUGUUAUUCGUCAACCACAAGUUGAGGAUCCUCUUAAAUUGCCUUCUGGAAAUGAAUUUGAUAGGGUUUUGGUUGUUUGUGACAGAGACUUUUAUAGAAAUGGAUCCCUUUACAUGAAUACCACCGGUAACAACCCAAACAUACACCCACAAUGGCAGCCAGAAUAUUUCGGAAACGUAAUAGUAGUAAACGGGAAGGCAUGGCCAUACAUGGUGGUUCAACGUCGGAAAUAUCGAUUUCGAAUCAUCAACACGAGCAAUGCUCGUUUUUUCAGAUUCUACCUAAGCAAUGAUCUUCCAUUCAUUCAUAUAGGAUCUGAUUCAGCUUAUCUAGAUCGACCCACUACGAGUAAGACUAAGCUUGUGGCUCCCUCAGAGAUUUCUGAUGUUGUUAUCGACUUUUCGAAAUCGAAAUCAAGCGUUGCUGUGCUUGCUAAUGAUGCUGCUUAUCCUUUUCCAUCAGGGGAUCCUGUAAAUGAUGUAAACAGCAAGGUGAUGAAAUUCAUCAUUAAAGAUCACCAUGUAAAUGGCCCGAGCCACGUACCAAAAACGCUAGUCAAGUACCCGUCACCAAAUUUAUCAACUGCUUUGAAAACGCGCUACAUUGCCAUGUACGAGUACACAAGUCCAUCCGAUGAACCCACCCAUCUCUUCAUCAAUGAUCUAUCAUUUGACGCUCCAGCAACUGAAUUUCCUAAGGUUGGGUCUAGUGAAGUAUGGUACAUUAUCAAUCUAACAGAGGACAAUCACCCGCUUCAUGUCCAUUUCGGGUUAUUUAAGGCGUUGGAGCAAACAAAAUUGUUGGAUUUUGAUAAGUUUCAAGAUUGUAUGGUUAAGAAGAACAAUGCAGAAAAGUGUAACGUACACAAACAUGCACGAGGUAAGAAAAAACCUGUUCCAAGGCAUGAAAGAGGUUGGAAGAAUGUGUACAAAAUGAAGCCAGGGUAUAUGACCAAGAUAUAUGUGAGAUUUUCUUACAUCCAUUCUAAUGUAUCCUACCCCUUUGAUGCUACCAAGGAGCCUGGUUACGUCUAUCAUUGUCAUAUACUAGAUCAUGAAGACAACGUCAUGAUGAGGCCGUUUAAGUUGGUAAAUUAGGAUUUGGAGGACGACCUGAGAUCUCAUUUUAUCACAGAUUAACAGAGGAAAAUUACUUGGUCAUAAAUCUAAAUGGCCCCCCAAAUCAUCAACUAUACAUGUCUUCUUUGAACCAAGUCAAAUUUGUUUGUACAAGUAUGUAUGAUGUGGAAUGACAAACUUCCAUACAAGGGUUUGUGUACAAUUGCAACAAGCUAAAUUAAUUAGUGUAAAUCAAAUAAAGAAUUGUCAAUUUCUUCAAGGGGUGACUUUAAUUAAGGUGAGUGAGACAAAUAAAAUAUAAGUAUAAUGCAAAAUAUACUUAACUAGUUGUUAUACUAGCUAGAUCUAUUAGUGUGAAACAAUAGUUCAAAGAGUUUUCUUAUGCUUUUGUCAUAGUGAGUACACUAUUUUUGUUGUAUUAGUAAGUAAACAAUAUGUUUAUCUUCGAAAUAUCUUUGGAAAGCUCUAAAUGUCUACUUUGUAACCCAAUUGAAAUCAGGUCAAUAUCUUUUCUAGAUUAAAAGAUAUGGUUACAAUAGUGCAA
Chenopodium quinoa (quinoa) is the source of this 2430-nucleotide messenger RNA. RefSeq names its product multicopper oxidase LPR2-like. Gene Ontology annotation, molecular function: copper ion binding; oxidoreductase activity. The coding region runs from base 375 to 1904 and encodes 509 amino acids. Lineage: Eukaryota; Viridiplantae; Streptophyta; Magnoliopsida; Caryophyllales; Amaranthaceae. The transcript is spliced from 6 exons. The record is from RefSeq and is a predicted model, not a curated record.